AUGGGAAAGAAAGCAAAAUCUCGAAAGACAUUCAGCGACGGUGAUGACAUCAGCCAACCUCCCUCCUCGCGGUCGGUGGUAGUUCAACUUCACCCUGACAGCCACGAUCACGAAACGCCAUGGACGAUGCCUGUACUCAAUGUGGGCGGGGACAUGUCUGAUUCUAUGGACAAACGCAUGGCUAUCAAAACACGAUCGGAAUCGUCGACAUCAUUGGAUCCCCCUCCAUACGUGCCCAACCGGUCCGAAUUGCUCGAUAAGGGUGCCCUGGACCGAGAAAACUAA
Molecule: messenger RNA, 285 nt
Organism: Purpureocillium lilacinum
Lineage: Eukaryota; Fungi; Ascomycota; Sordariomycetes; Hypocreales; Ophiocordycipitaceae
Source: RefSeq, a predicted model, not a curated record